Molecule: messenger RNA, 949 nt
Organism: Aspergillus calidoustus
Lineage: Eukaryota; Fungi; Ascomycota; Eurotiomycetes; Eurotiales; Aspergillaceae
Source: the annotation of a GenBank genome assembly
CAGGACCCCUCAUCCCCCUCAAAGGGUCCGUCUAUAUAAGAAGCCUAGAAUCUGCCUCUCGUGGCAAUUAAUCAAACUGACAACUUCCCAACUCAAUAACCACCAUAACUUCAACCUAUCCACCUCUACAAUCUCCAAUAUGUCCUCCGCCAAGUCCUUCCGCCAAAUCAUCGGCGUCCCCCCGUCAACCGCCACAACCACCGACUCAACCCUAAUCAUCAUCGACGCCCAAAACGAGUACGCCUCGGGACACCUCAAAGUUGAAAAGGUCGAGCAGAGCCGAAAAGUCAUCGCCGACCUCCUCACCCGGUACCGCGCAGCGGGCUCAGGCAAAAACAUCGUCCACAUCGUCCACCAGGUCCCCGCGGGCGCACCAGUCUUCACACCCGGCACGCCCCUCGCGGAGGAAUUCGCCGAGCUAACCCCUAAAGACGGCGAGAAGGUUAUCGGCAAGAACUAUCCCAGCUCUUUUGCGAAGACGGGGCUGCAUGAGUACCUGCAAGGCCUUGGCGAUGUAGGCAAGAAGAUUGUCCUUGUUGGGUAUAUGGCGCAUGUUUGUGUGUCGACUACGGCGCGCGCCGGCGCUGAGCUUGGCUAUGAUGUGAUUGUUGCACGGGAUGCGGUUGGUGAUAGACAUAUCCCUGGGGUUGAGGCGGCCGAACUGGUGCAGGUUGCGCUGAGUGAGGUUGGGGAUGCGUUUGGGACUAUUGUUGAUGCGGCUGAUAUUCAGGGAUGAGUGGUCGUCCUUCCUGCUGAUAUCUGAGACUUCGGUAGGAUGGUGCUUCUACAGGGAUGGCUCGGUUCGAUGGUUCGCGUGAGGUACUAUAAGAUUGUUCCGAGACACACGCCACCACACGCGGGCAUCGCAACGCUCAUUUUAGCUUACGAUUUCCUUCAUUAUGAUAAUUAGCUGCAAUAAACUCCUUUCAAACGGCAGCGCCGACCUUUG